Chanos chanos (milkfish) is the source of this 798-nucleotide messenger RNA. RefSeq names its product cell division cycle associated 5 (gene cdca5). Gene Ontology annotation, biological process: double-strand break repair; mitotic sister chromatid cohesion; positive regulation of exit from mitosis. NCBI's taxonomy places the organism in Eukaryota, Metazoa, Chordata, Actinopteri, Gonorynchiformes, Chanidae. The coding region runs from base 1 to 798 and encodes 265 amino acids. The transcript is spliced from 5 exons. Gene Ontology annotation, cellular component: nucleus. The record is from RefSeq and is a predicted model, not a curated record.
AUGAGUAACAGGACACCCAAGUUAGAUUCGAGUGGACAGUCCGCCAAGAAGAGGGGCGAAAACAAAAAACCAGAUGAACCAACUCCUUCGCGGAGGAGAUCUGCCCGAUUGUCGGGAAAUGAACAAACGAGCAAACCCAGUCUGAUUCAGGUGGUACCAGUGGUUGCCAAACGUUCAACAAUCACCGUCAGAAAAAUCGCACCGAGGAAAACCCAGGUUCCAUCACAGGAAAACAAAGAGAAUGUGGAGCGACCAUCUGACGUGACCGCCAAGAGGUCCAAAACCUUCUCCCCACCCCCAGCUCCGCUCUCCAAGCCCCCCAAAGUCCUGUCCCCCAUCCUGCCCCCCAGGUCACCCCCGGCUCAGUCCCAAGACGAAUCCCAGGAUGCCCUGUGGUCCCAGAAGGUCCGGCGUUCCUACAGCCGACUCAGCGCGGGAGACGCCUCCUUCGAGAGUCCCAAACACCUGGCUUCGUCCUCCCCGUCUCCCAGCCAUCGAGAGACCCUGUUUGGCUUCGAGAAACUCCUGACCCCCGAGGUGAACCGAAAAGCCAACCUUUCCAGAGGGGCACCCCAGGCCUCGUCCUCUCUCUGUGGGGGUUCAUUUAACGCCUCCGCGGCCGACGAGAAUUCAGCCUGCGCUGAGCCCGAUCCCAACAUCCCUGGAGUCGCCCUGUCCAAAAAAAACCUGAGGAGGAAGAGGGUGCAACAGAUAAAGAUGUCAGAGUUUGAUGUUCUGGCUGCAAAAAUGAAUGCAGAGUUUCAAGAAGCAGAAAGUUUUGAGUUGGUGGUGGAGUGA